AAAGAGUAGUCCAUGAUAAAAGAAUCACCCUGUAUAUAUAGCUAUUUCUACCUCCUGUUUCCACAUAUAUAUGAAUUCAGAGAAUGUGCAUUGUGCAUAUAAAGGUGCGUACACACUAGCGUAACAAAAUAGUGAACUUGUAACAUGUAACAGUUUGACAAAAUGUUACAACAGAAAUUAAAGUUGUAACAUGUACCUGAAACAUGUACAUGUAACAUGUAACAUUUCAAUUUUUCCAUUAAAAACGUCAGUGUUACUUUCACAGUGUCCGAGUAUAGACACUAAUCAUGUCGCUCCAAAUAGCUGCUGCUGCGUACAUUUAUAUUCAUCUCGCUAUGAAGAAAAAAAGUAAAAGACGAAGACGAUGGUGGACAACGCAUUUAUAUACUCGGCGUGAAGAGACAGGAGGAAACACUUUAUUACAAGAUUUAAGGAUACAAGAAAUAAAUGGACAAUUUCAAAAUUUUAUGAGAAUGACAUCAACAGAUUUUGAUUUUCUUAUAAAUUUGAUUGGGCCUAAAAUUGUUAAAAGUGAAACAAUUUUAAGAGAACCGAUUUCAGUGCAGGAAAGGCUAGCAGUAACCCUGAGAUUUCUAGUAACUGGCGAAUCAUUCACAAGCUUACAAUAUUUGUUCAGAAUGUCCAAACAAGUUAUAAGCAACAUAGUUCCUGAAGUGUGUGAAGCAAUUAUUGAUGUUUUAAAAGAUAACAUCCAGGUACCUAAUACACCAGAAAAAUGGUUGGGAAUUGCAAAUGAUUUUGAAACUAAGUGGAACUUUCCGCACACAUUGGGUUCUAUGGAUGGAAAACAUGUGGUAAUCCAAGCUCCUAUCAAUACCGGGAGUGAAUAUUUUAACUACAAAUCUUCAUUCAGUAUUGUAUUAUUUGCUGUUGUCGACGCGAACUAUAAUUUCAUAUUCGUCGAUGCAGGUUGCCAAGGAAGAAUUUCGGACGGAGGUGUAUUUCAAGAUUGUCAACUUAAUAAAAAAUUAAAAUCCAAUUCACUAGGUUUACCGUUAUUAGCACCACUGCCGGGUAGACGUAAAGAAAUACCAUUUUUUUUUAUUGGUGAUGGGGCAUUUCCUUUAACGGACAACAUAAUGAAACCUUUUUCUGGCUUAUUUUCUAAAGGCACGCCAGAACGAAUAUAUAACUAUAGACUUUCUCGAGCCCGUCGAGUGGUGGAAAAUGUUUUUGGUAUUAUUUCAUCUGUUUUUAGAGUUCUCCGAAAGCCACUGUUAUUGAACCCAGAAAAAUCAGAACUAAUUAUUAUGACCAUAGCACACCUUCAUAAUUUUUUAAGAAGAAAUAAUACCUCAGCUGCUGUUUAUACACCCAAUGGAAUAUUCGACUCUGAAGUAAAUGGAAAUUUUAUUGAAGGAACAUGGCGGGAGACCAAUAAUGAAGAAAUUUCAUCCCUCAGACCAAUAAAGAGGGUACCACGUAAAUCUACAACGAAUGCGAUGCAAAUACGAGAAGAAAUAAUGCAAUACUGUAUUAAUGAAGGAAAUGUUAUUUGGCAAGAAAAAUAUGCAUAAUCUAAAUAUUUUAAAAAUAUUAUAAAUAUUUAAAAAAAUGUAAUUAUUA
Molecule: messenger RNA, 1587 nt
Organism: Acyrthosiphon pisum (pea aphid)
Lineage: Eukaryota; Metazoa; Arthropoda; Insecta; Hemiptera; Aphididae
Exons: 2
Coding region: 288-1538 (416 amino acids)
Source: RefSeq, a predicted model, not a curated record